This is a messenger RNA of Argentina anserina (silverweed cinquefoil), 1422 nucleotides long. RefSeq names its product polygalacturonase-like. Gene Ontology annotation, molecular function: polygalacturonase activity. Bases 1 to 1422 code for a protein of 473 amino acids. The record is from RefSeq and is a predicted model, not a curated record. Gene Ontology annotation, biological process: fruit dehiscence; anther dehiscence; pectin catabolic process. The transcript is spliced from 8 exons. Lineage: Eukaryota; Viridiplantae; Streptophyta; Magnoliopsida; Rosales; Rosaceae.
AUGGCUCCAGAAAGACAAUUAAUACUCUCAUUCUGUAUUUUGAUUUUCCUCUUCUGUAUUACUAUCGCUUCAUGCUAUGGUACUUUGCUAGAGAACAAAGCAAACACUAAGCGGUUCUCUCCUAAGAGGCUCGCCCUUCACAGUUUGGGUAGCACAACGCAAUCCAAUCCACAGAUCCGCCAAUUCGCGCACGGUCCUAGGUUUCACUUUCACAGAGUGAGUGGCUCAGGACAGUCGACACCAGCUCCGAUUAGCGUUGAAAGGUUUGGAGCUAAAGGGAUUGAUCAUACAGAUGACACGGAGGCAUUUGAGAAGGCGUGGGCGGAAGCCUGUUCCUCCAAUGGAACGGUGGUUCUUCUGGUGCCGCAUCACAAGAGGUAUUUCGUUAAGCCACUUACAUUCUCGGGCGCGAAAUGCAAAUCCCGUCAUCUUACAAUGCAGAUCCAUGGAACGAUAUUGGCAUUUGAGGAUCUGGAAACCUACCGAUUUCCAAAUAAUAGUAAGGUGCAGAACUGGCUUACCUUUGAGAGCGUUGAGAGCUUGGUGGUUGAAGGUCCAGGAACCAUCAACGGCAACGGAGACAAAUGGUGGCAAAGUUCAUGCAAACAAAACAAUAUAACUCAGACGCGGCCAAAUUGCAGUAACGACGCACCAACCGCUUUAACCUUCAAGAAGUGCAAUAACUUGACGGUGAGUAAUCUGAAUCUCGAAAAGGCACAGCAAAUGCAUGUUUCGUUCGAAAAUUGCACGAACGUUAAAGCUUCAGGUCUUUCAAUAAAUACACCAGAGGCUAGUCCCAACACUGAUGGAAUUCACGUUACGAAAACCAACAACAUCCACAUUUCUGACUGUCGUAUAAGCACAGGUGAUGAUUGUAUAUCCAUUACAGGAGGUUCCCGGGAUGUUCGAGCCACAAGCAUAACUUGCGGACCAGGCCAUGGAAUCAGCAUUGGUAGCUUGGGAAAAGGCGGCUCAGAAGACCAUGUUUCCGACGUAACAGUUGAUGGAGCUAAGCUUUCUGGAACCAUGUAUGGAGUGAGGAUCAAGACGUGGCCGGGAGGAUCAGGGUUUGCAAACAGAAUCAUAUUUCAGAACAUACAAAUGAAUAAUGUGACCAACCCCAUUAUUAUCGACCAAAACUACUGCGACACCAAAAUCAAAGUCACAAACGGAGAAUGCGAACCGCCACCACUGCAGAAAAAUACAGCAGUUAAGGUGCGUAAUGUUAUAUACCGGAACAUAACGGGGACAGUUUCCAAAGGCAGCGAAGCCAUCGUAUUCAAUUGCAGCAGCAUUGCUGAUGCAUGUGAGAAUAUUGAUCUGAAUGAUAUUAGACUCGAGAAAGGAGGAGCUGCUGUGUGCAGCAACGUCAAACCGACUUACAGCGGAGUUGAUUUGCCUCUCAAUCGAUGCCUUAACUAA